Molecule: messenger RNA, 4856 nt
Organism: Cimex lectularius (bed bug)
Lineage: Eukaryota; Metazoa; Arthropoda; Insecta; Hemiptera; Cimicidae
Gene: thw
Product: mucin-3A
Exons: 6
Coding region: 127-4119 (1330 amino acids)
Cellular component (GO): extracellular region
Molecular function (GO): chitin binding
Source: RefSeq, a predicted model, not a curated record
UAGAUCUUCAGUCCAUUUCGAGACGUGAUUCCAGUAAGUGUCCGAAACGUCGAGGCAAGCCGAGAAGAGCCACCGUCCCAUCUCUGGAUUCUUAUUUAUUCGCGUAUUUCUUAAGCCAAUGCGAAGAUGCGGUCACCUCCAAUCGGUGUCUUCAUAGGUAUCUUGGCGGUGUUCACGCUCGAGCAGUCAGCUGCCCGGAGGACUCGUGGUUUGGCGCGUUUACCUGUGCCGACCAGCGAGACCAUACCCUACGUGGCGGAAGUGAUGGGUGCUGCCAGCUACGAGGAGACCGUUGAGGAUGAUGUCCGUUCCAAUGUAAAGAGGGUUCAGAGGAAGCUCACCGACCCAGGACAAAUUGACAAAGACUUAGACCCGGAACAGCAGGAAUUCACCGAAUACCAAGGCGUAAUGGGAAGACCAGGAGUAGAUUUCCCCGUCCUACCUUCGAUUCCGAGAACAGACUUCAGCUGCAGAAAGGUGAAGAGUUCAGGUUACUACGCUGACCUACAGACCGGAUGUCAAGUUUUCCAUAUAUGCGACGGAGGAAGGAAAAUAUCGUUUUUGUGCCCGAACGGGACUAUUUUCAGACAGAGUCAUCUCAUCUGCGACUGGUGGUUUAGAGUGGACUGCGAGAGAUCGGAGGAGCUGUACGAAGAGAGCGCAGAGCAAUUGGCCCACGACCAGAUGAUUUACAAAAAGCGUGCUGAGGAAAUCGCAAAAGCUAUGGCGAGCAAGUCAGAUGACGUUUCUACAACGGAGCGCGUUUCGAAUUUCAGGCCUAACAGGAGGAAGCAGAAGACUCAGAACUUCAACAGCUUCAACAACGAAGAUAACCAGGGCCAGAAUUACAGCCCGCAGGCCUCGUUCAACCAAGAACAGACUUAUAACAACAAUCAAAGGAACUUUCAAAACAACCAACUACAACAAGAAAAAGAACGUCAAGUUUUAGCUGAGUCGGCUUCUUUCGCCAGCAACAGGCAUCGUUUCGGAAAUCAGUUCAACCAGAACUACUAUCAGAACCAAAAUAACCGUUUUCAAUCUACGACCCAGCCUCCGGUCAAAUCGCAACCAGGCCAUGGAAACUUCUCACCUCAGAGGCAGAAGGCUGAUGCGACACCUGUACAAUCCAACUUGAAUAGAGGCAAUUUUAAUUACAACAGUUUUAACAACUUCGAGCAAAAGCAAUUCCAAAGCCCUGAUCAGCCUCAACAUCAGACACAGGCUCAUCAGAACAACUAUAACCAAAAUCAGUAUCAAUCUUCAAAACUUCCUCAAUAUCAGACUCCCCCAAUUACGCAGUAUCAGACUACGGCGACUCCUCACUAUCAGACUACAACGACUCCUCAGUAUCAGUCUACCGCGACUCCUCAGUAUCAGACCACAGCGACUCCUCAGUAUCGGACUACGGCGACUCCUCGGUAUCAGACAACAACUACACCACAGUAUCAAUCUUCAGCGAAUUCCCAAUACCACCAGGACUUUCGACAGCAAAACUACUUCAACGCUAAUCAUCAAUUCCCGCCUUCCGAAAAGCAGACUUAUAAGACACAAGAGAACCAAUUAGCACAGCAUCGGUUCCAUAUUAAUGCUCAGACAGAGACUCAAUCCAAUGUUGGUGUGAAUUCUUAUAGUACAUCGCAACAAACUUCACAGUCUACCACUGAAUCAUUGCUGGUUCAUAGUCAGUCGAUCAGCGAGUUUAACAAUCUUCAACCUACCAACAGACCUAAUGUAUCGACUGCUUCGCAACCGGUUUUUAACGUCAAAGUCAAGUCGAACAAAGAGUUUUCUUUCGUGGAACUUCACAGGCAAAACGAACCUUCUUCGACACUUACACCCCUAGAAAUUACCACUUUACCGCCGUAUUCCUUAACGCCUUCGACUUAUUCACCGACUGUGCCGCACAGCAGCACGCAAUUCGCCUACAUUCCGAAUCGGACAACUCCAAGCUCUACCACACACCAAUACGCGACUUUUAACAACUCCGGAACACCUGAAGAAAUUAGACCGGAGGUCGUAAAUUCUCUCAUUGAAACGGGCGUGACUCCGACUUCCGCAAAAGCGUUGCACUCUUUGGCUUCUUAUAUAGGGUCGGAGGAAGUGAACGACGCUUUCGACGGAAAAUCCAGAAAACCCCAAGUCUCGGAUGUCGUGCUGAACUUUCGCUCUGGAAGCACUGAGCCGCCGACCAGACUUAAUUCUACAGAAAAAGACUUACCGUCGGUACUGACGAAGCAAACCAAAGAUUCGUACGAAUAUUUGUUUUCGGACAGUAAAGAGCAAACAGACAAAAAAAAGGACGAUUUGACCGUCAAAGAGAGUGGCUCCAUUUUUGGCGAAAAUCACGUUACUACAGAAGCGACAUCGACCGAAUCGCAAGAAGUCGAGGAAAGUAGUGAAAAUUUAAAACUAAGAGACUCCUCGGAGCUGAGAGAAUUAGCUCAGGUGUUCAGCAGGGCCCUUUCCGCCUAUCUCGAAGAUCCGGAUACGUUCAAAGAGAUUCUGGCUCAAGUGAGACCGACGGAACCGAAUCUGUCCGACAACACGACGCCCUCUCCGGACGACGAGGUACUAGACUUCUCCGACGGUAACGAGAACAGAGUCGGGACCACAGAACCGCCCACCACGACCACAUUCGCAGAAUCCGACGGUCUCAACUUCGGCGAAAUAAAUAAUUUGGCGACCAACAGGCACUUCGAAGACAACUCCUUGGAAAUCUCUUCGCCACAACCGAGCGAUAUACACACAACUGUUUCGACCCCAGAAAAUAGCACAGAUUAUAACAAUAAAUUGGGAUCGGCUGAAGAUCAGAGCUAUUUCCCGACUGCAGGCGGCGUGAGCGACACCACCAGGCCCCGAUACGGUGGCUUCCACAACAACACCCAAAACUCAAAGCAUUAUUCCCCGUACGGUUCCGACCUUCCCAAAAACAUCACAGGAACCCCUCUUUCUAUCACUACCACACCCCUCCCUGUGACCGCAUUCGGUGCAAAAUUGACCAACAUCCCCGAACCUCAAAGCGUGAAUAGUCUCGCAUAUAAUUUAUACACAGCUGGAUUUACCUCCAGCGGGGAAGACACUUACGAAGCUAACAACUCGGGUGAAGAAAAAGUAUUGAUAACCUCCGGAAGUCAGUCACUGGUCUCGAGCGACAACUACAGCAAAUUCGCACAGAAUUUUAAUAAGCAGAACGGGUACAAGGACAUGGCCGACAGCGAUGUCAAAAACGAAGAGUACUUGCCUUAUUUCGGCCAAGAACCCCCUUUUGAAACUUUGGGACAACCGGCGGCAUUCCAGACACAAAGCCCGUACGUAGAAAACCAAACCGAAUAUUUCAGUUCGUCCACGAAAGACAGUGAGUACAAGGUGUCCUUUAAAGACGUCAAUCUCGGAAACGGGGUCACCCUGGAGAAAGAUAUCACCGUAACGACAGUGGACAGUUCUACAACCUACACGAAUGUGGAUUCGACGACCCGUUUCGACUCUACGACUGCGACAUAUACUCCGACCACCUAUCAUCCGCAUCCGGAGCCGACAUUCGAACCCACCGCGACUACACAAGAAACGGCCGAGGCGUUCACGACCAUGAAGCCCGACCAUCCGGAGUACAACAACUACAUGGAAUCCAAGGCGAAGGAGAUGUUCGGCAUGCUCAACGAAACGGCCGCGGGGGCUCUCAUGGAGAUGAUGAACAAGGCCGAGUCGAACAUAACCAUCAGAAGGCUCGUCCUCUUACUCGUCUCGGACAAAAGCAGGGAGAAUAAAACGGCAGCGGAGUCGAGGCACAGUCUGAUCAACGCUCUCCUCACCGAGACCGCAACCGAUACAACGACGCCGCUUCCUCCCACGACAACUCUUCUCCCUUCUACGACCACGCCCAAGAGGAAAACGUCCAAAACGAGGGGCAACACGAGAACGGGCAAAUCCUACAGGGGCACCGACACGUACACGGGCAAUCACGGCGUCUCGGUGGAGCUCAACAACCAACUGGACACAGCCAAACUUUACAUCCCGAUGACGACCCGCUCGACGACGGAGGGAAAACUCCCUUACGACUCGGACGCCAGGGCUGUCGAACUCCUCAAAACUCUUUACAACCUCGCUGCCAAAUGGGGUUAAGGACUUUUCAUCUACUCUAAACCUUUUUCUUUCCAAUUCGAAACGAACCCCACGAUCGAUGAUACUUCCAAAAUUACAGAUUCUUCUUAUUAGAAUUUUUUUUACCACAGUAAAAAAACGAAGUAUUCUUGAUCGUUGUCGGUUUGAUACGGGCGAAAGCGGUUUGACGAAAAUCCGCCCCAUUUAAAAUCAACAUCACUAAAAAGUAAUUUAAUUAUAAAAAAUUGUGUAAAUGUUCCUUCUAUGAGUGUAAUAUAAAUUUAUAUAAUUAAAAGCCCAAAUAAAUUAUAUGUUGAUUAAAAUUUGUAUUAUAACAAUUUUGUCGUUAUGCAGGUACUUUAAAAAAAAUAGAGGUGUAUAGAGUUAAUAUAUUGACAUGUCUUUAAAUGGCUUCAUUUUCAUUUGAUAUUCCCACAAACUGUGAACCACGUUCAAGUCCGUGAGGCCUUCAUAAAGCCUACAGUUUUCAAGUAUCUUAAAUAUUUAAUUUUUUAUAUACAAUCCUCUUUUUAGUUUGUACAAUAAUUGUUAUUGACCGGGUAAUAACCAUUCCCCGCUUUCCAGGAAGGAAUGAACAUGGAGUACCCUACCGUCCAAUUAUAUUUUGUAUUAAUUUUUAUAUGUUAGUAGUAAAAAAGUUGCCAUUUUCUAUUGUGAAUGAGUGUUUAUAAAGUACGAGUUUUAUUGUGUUGUAAGAUGUUAUUAUUUUGCUAAGUUAAUAAAUAUGUAUAUAAAUA